Messenger RNA from Perkinsus marinus ATCC 50983, 234 nucleotides. RefSeq lists its product as hypothetical. Lineage: Eukaryota; Perkinsozoa; Perkinsida; Perkinsidae. The annotation marks the transcript as partial. The record is from RefSeq and is a predicted model, not a curated record. The transcript is spliced from 2 exons.
AUGUACAGCCCUAGAGUGCCCUUUGCUUGUGACUCUCAUAGCAGUUACCAUUGUCCCAGAGAGCGUGCCUUCCCUCCGCUCACUAUAUGUGCUGCUACAGUCGAAGACCAUGAUGACCUCGUGAAGGUAUUUGAUGCCCAAAGUGACGUCGUGACGGAUAUCUAUGGCGAGUACUUUCUAGCAGAGCUCAUCGCGGCUCAAGACGAGUCUCACAAGAGCCUCGUCGCUCGACCC